ACGUGACUCGGCUGGUUACUGCGGAACUCCACAUGAGGCGCUCUGUUUCCCGGAGCAAUCAAUCAUUACGUUUCAGUGGAACUUCCGGGGGCGGGGUCAGGCUGGCGCUGGUUGGAUACAGCAGCUCUGAAGAUGAGGGUGAAGCGGCGGAGCGGAGCGAGCCGCCAUCUCCGCUCCCCGUCCCUCAGGCUGUACUGAACAUGUUCCCAGACGCUGAGCACCUCGAUGAUGUCAGUAAACAUGGCGGACGUCUGCGCAGCUUCCGUCAUGAGCGCGGCAACUGGGCCUCUUAUGUGUACGCGGCAUUUCAUCCUCAGGAGGAAUUUGGGGAGAUGCUGGAGGAGCUGGAGACAGUGGCCAGGAAACAUGGCGUCGUUCUAACCAAAAUGGAGGAGCUGCACAUCAGCCUCUCGCAGACGGUCGUCCUGCGUCACCACUGGAUUCAUCCGUUUGUCCAGUCGCUCAGGGACAGACUUUCUUCUGGGAGACGGUUUCUGUGUGUUGCUGACCAGCUAAAGGUUUACGUGAACAAAGAGAAGACCAGGACGUUCUUGGGGCUGGAGGUGGUUCGUGGACAUCAGCAGCUCCUGGAGGUCGUGUCACAAGUGGACAAGUCCUUACAGGAGUUUAAUCUGGAGACUUUUUACCAGAAUCCCUCAUUCCAUGUCAGCCUGGCCUGGUGUGUGGGCGAUGUGACCAAAACUUUCCAGGGGGCCUGCCUACUGGAGCUACAGAAGGUUGUGGACGAGUUUGAAGACUGUGAGGUUCUGACCCGUUUCUAUGCAGAUGAAAUUUACUGUAAAUGCGGUAAUAAAGUCAUGUCCAUCCCACUCCACUGAGCAGUGGCCCCUCGGCACAGCCUGUAUGUACAAUAAAGAUUUCUAGAAAGUU
Messenger RNA from Bufo gargarizans (Asiatic toad), 891 nucleotides. It is a transcript of the gene USB1, whose product is annotated as U6 snRNA biogenesis phosphodiesterase 1. The transcript has 7 exons. The record is from RefSeq and is a predicted model, not a curated record. Gene Ontology annotation, cellular component: nucleus. NCBI's taxonomy places the organism in Eukaryota, Metazoa, Chordata, Amphibia, Anura, Bufonidae. Gene Ontology annotation, molecular function: 3'-5'-RNA exonuclease activity. Gene Ontology annotation, biological process: U6 snRNA 3'-end processing. The coding region runs from base 33 to 839 and encodes 268 amino acids.